Dermacentor albipictus is the source of this 2129-nucleotide messenger RNA. RefSeq lists its product as uncharacterized. Gene Ontology annotation, molecular function: protein binding. Lineage: Eukaryota; Metazoa; Arthropoda; Arachnida; Ixodida; Ixodidae. The record is from RefSeq and is a predicted model, not a curated record.
GCAGUGAACUUUUCUUGUGCACGUUUAUGGAGGUGCUACACAAGGAUGGCAGAUCCUUCUCGUAGAAGGAGCCGUGAUUUGAAAUAGCAGCAUGGCUCGAAAUAGAGUGAGAACUCAGAGUGCGAAGUGACACAGCCCUUAAAACAUACCUCGCUCUUGGUUGCCUGUGAAGUGCGGCUGCAGCACGUCGUCUGGUGCACCUAAAUUGGAAAGUUCAACUCGAUCUCGAGCAGACGACGCUACCUCCUCGCCACCACCCUCGCAGCAGACAAAAGACAGGUGACCCAGCUGCAGGCGAAUUUAUUGCUCACGACAAGAGAACGUGGAGAUAUGAUCAAGGCGCAAACAUGUCCGUGAGCGACCCGCUGCUGAAGCAGCUCAAAGACCAUAUAUUCGAGCUUCGUCGCCAUUGCCUUGUGGUGGCCAUCGAUGACUCCAAUGGCCUCCUGCUCCCUUUCUGCACAACACUGGAACUCAUCUUCCGGAAGGGACUCCAAGUGCAAAAGAAUACUCCGCUUGGCAGCUUGCGCCGAGACUACUGGAAUGCAUUUUUCUCCAUGCUGCACUUGAAGAAACAGGACAAGUUACCAUUGCGGCUGGCUACAUCCAUUCAGACUGUGAAAGACUUCAAGAAAGUGCAAACAACGCAAGGAAAAGGUCGACUCCUACUGCGAGUCUUGCUCAAGCGACGUCUGCUCAAGACAGCUGUCACAUGUCUCCUGCAAUCGCCAAGCCUCGUCGCCGCCAUGUACAACCCAUCUGACUCAAUACUCGGGAACGAGAUACUCGCCGAAAUCCUCCUGUCUCUUUUGCACGAGGUCGACAAAAUACCCUUCAGCUUAACUCUACGGAAUGCUACCUUCUUGGACGAGACUUGGCAUUUAGGGCUGUACCAGAGCUUCGAGUUCGUCCCUUGCGAUACCCUCGGCAUUAGCAUCGGGUUUGCCGCUGGAGUUCCCGUGGUCACACACGUGGAUGAAGGAAGCGUUGCAGGCGAAGACGACAAAAUGCAAGUCGGAGACGUGCUGGACGACUUGUACGGCGAGGCACUGAAAGGCCGAAAGCGGGGCACAAUCUCGACGCUUCUGGACCACUUCAAGGGCAUGCCAGUGUACCUCUCCGUCAUCAAGAGCUACCAAUCCGAUGGUACCCCGUAUCCUCCCGUAGCACAUCUUCUCAAGAGGCUUCGCAUAUCGCCACCCCACGAGAAGAAGCCAGUCGGCGCAAUUUCAGAGAGGAACUCGCCGGACUUGUUCCCCGAGUCACCAGGAGCCUCUGGUUUGCCAGUGAAUACACCACAUGAGAGUGCAGCCUAUGCAGCCGUCUACAUUGGGAAAACAUACGUCGGAAGUGCUGGCCACGUCUUGGAGAUCGAAAGGGCCAUCCGAGAUGUUGCCUUCAAGGACACGGACACACAUGUGAAAUACAGAACGCCAGUGUGGGUCGACGUAAGUGACUGCUACUUCAAAGUCUUCAGUCGAAUGACCAAAGAGAUAAUCUUGGAGAAACACUUUACCGAGAUCGCUUCAUGCGGUAAAUCAAGCAGCUUUCCAUCCAUAUUUGCCGUUGUCGCUGGGGAGACUACGUGCACGGUUUCCAAACACUUCUACAGUUACGUGUUCCAAGUGAAACAGCCUAGCAUUUGCCAAACGAUCCUAUGCAUAAUAGCUCAAGGAUUUACGAGAACAAGCUGGUCUGUCUGAGCUGCGAAACAGCCGUUUUACGUGAAUGAUGCUGGAGACGGAGCGCGAGCGUGGCGGAGCCAAUUUAAAAGGGCUUAUAAGGACUUUUUAUUCGCGCAUUCUUUGGGUUCUUCUGGUAUCUCUCCCUUCAUUCCCCCGAGUGUAAUAUUUGGCCACUGAUGCGUAUGCUUUUCUUUUUGGGCAAAUCCCCGCAAAUUGGAGACAUAGGCGCCUAAAAUACGCCACUCGUGCCGCGUGUAGUGGAGCCGCUUUUAGCCUUCCAUAGUUGCGGAUUUUGGAAUCAGGGACGGAAGAAGAGGUUCUGCCUGUCCAGCCAUUGCGCCAAGCCUAAACUACGUAAGGAGCUGACUAUUGCGUCAAUUCGAACGACAAAAUAUUCAUGCUACUUUCACGCUCUCCUAAAAAUGUAAAUACUGCUUGACCGAC